Prosopis cineraria is the source of this 3386-nucleotide messenger RNA. Its product is annotated as leucine-rich repeat receptor-like serine/threonine-protein kinase SKM1. Bases 296 to 3166 code for a protein of 956 amino acids. The record is from RefSeq and is a predicted model, not a curated record. Gene Ontology annotation, molecular function: ATP binding; protein binding; protein kinase activity. The transcript has 3 exons. NCBI's taxonomy places the organism in Eukaryota, Viridiplantae, Streptophyta, Magnoliopsida, Fabales, Fabaceae. Gene Ontology annotation, biological process: protein phosphorylation.
UUUCUAAUACACAUAGCUACUUGUUCAUCCUCACCUCUAAACUUGUUCCUUUCUGUUGCCAUUUUAUUUCCAUUCCACAGCAACGUCAAAGUUCAAACAGAAAACUAAGAUACUCCCUGACUACUAGCUUUACUUGUGAAGAUACAAAUCUCUACCUGGUCAGGUCGCCAGGCAUGUUCUUUGAUGGAUUCCUCUGCAACGGAAGAUAUCCUAGCUUAGGAUCCGAGGAGUUGAUUGAUACGAAGAGAUCAUCAUCAGAGAAGGGGGAUCGGGAGAUUGAACUCCAGCGAUAAACAUGGCUCAUCAAGCUGAGUCUAAGUGGUGCAUCAUGUUUAUGCGUGUCUUCAUAGUGAUGACGAUGAGCUUUGUGGCGUCCCAUGGGGAAGUAGAGGAAGAGCUUCUGUUAUCGUUCAAGGCUGCCAUUAACGAUCCAUUUCACUAUCUCUCAAACUGGGUCGACUCCUCUUCCACUAGUAUCUGCAACUGGUACGGUAUCACCUGCGACAGUGACUCCCACGUUGGCGCCAUCAACCUCUCCGCCAAAAACAUCUCCUCCAAUAAUAUUUCCUCCUUCUCCUCCAUAUUUCAACUUCCACACGUUGAACACAUCGACCUCUCCGAUAAUCAGCUAUCUGGGGGAAUCUCUUUCUCUCCCUCUUCGCUUGUCUACCUAAAUCUUAGCAACAACAAUUUCACGGGUCCUGUCCCAUUGUCGUUUUCCCGCAUCCAAACUCUGGAUCUCUCGAACAACAUGUUUUCCGGGGAAAUAUCUCAUCAAAUUGGAUCGCUUGCGAGUCUGAGGUAUGUUGAUCUGGGAGGGAACCUUUUGGUGGGAAAGAUUCCAGAUUCUAUCACCAACAUGACAGGUUUAGAGUACUUGACCUUGGCUUCCAACCACCUCGUGGGUUUAAUCCCUCCAAAAAUAGGCUUUAUGAAGAGCUUGAAGUGGAUUUAUUUCGGUUACAACAAUCUCUCGGGUGGGAUUCCAGAGGGAAUUGGAGAACUGAAGAAUUUAAAUCAUCUUGAUCUUGUAUACAACAACCUCACGGGACGGAUUCCCGAUUCUCUUGGAAACCUCACUGAUCUUGAGUAUCUUUUUCUCUACCAAAACAAGCUGACGGGUCGGAUUCCCUUGUCCAUUUUUGAGCUUAAAAAGCUUAUUUCGCUGGAUCUCAGUGAUAAUUUUCUGUCUGGUGAGAUUCCCGAGCUCGUAAUUCAGCUUCAGAGAUUAGAAAUUCUUCACCUUUUCUCCAACAACUUGAUCGGCAAGAUUCCAAAGGCUAUAUCUUCUCUGCCUCGCCUCCAAGUCCUUCAGCUAUGGUCUAACGGAUUAACGGGUGAGAUUCCAGAAGAUUUGGGAAGGCAUAACAACCUCACUAUUCUGGACGUUUCCACGAACAAACUUUCUGGGAAAAUCCCAGAUAGUUUAUGCCGCUCGGGCGCUCUUUACAAGCUUAUCCUUUUCUCCAACUCCCUUCAAGGGGAAAUACCAAGUAGCUUAACCUCUUGCACAAGCUUACGCCGAGUUCGUCUUCAGAACAACAAAUUCUCAGGUGAAUUGCCGUCCCAACUAACUCAACUAUCACAGGUAUAUUUAUUGGACAUCUCCGGUAACCAACUCUCCGGCAGGAUUGAUAAUAGGCACUGGAAUAUGCCAUCGCUUCAAAUGUUGAAUUUGGGUGACAACAAUUUCUCUGGUGAGUUGCCGACCACUUUUGGUAGCAGAAAAUUGGAGAAACUGGACUUAUCUGAAAAUAGAUUUUCUGGUUAUAUUCCACGUGGGUUUGGAAGCUUAUCGGAGCUGAUGCAACUGAAGCUGAGUUAUAACGAGCUAUAUGGUGAAAUCCCAGGAGAGCUCACUCUCUGUAGGAAGCUAGUGCUUUUAGAUGUCAGCCACAAUCAGCUCACUGGUCAAAUUCCGAUGAGUCUGGGCCAGAUGCCGGUUCUGAGCUUACUGGAUUUGUCGGAUAACCAAUUGUGGGGUGAAAUUCCAGAUAAUUUAGGCAGAGUGGAAUCUCUGGUGCAGGUAAACAUAUCCCACAACCACUUUCACGGACAUUUACCGGCCACCGGAGCUUUCCUUGCCAUAAAUGCAAGCGCAGUCACUGGUAACGACCUAUGUGGUGGUUCCAGUGGUGCUUCAAGCGGGUUACCACCGUGCAGAAAAAGAGACAAGAAUCCAUGGUUUGUCGCGCUGUUGCUUGUGGUGGGAUUUUCGGGGUUUGCAUUAGCAGCUUUUAUCGUUACAUGCUCACGAAGAAGAAAGAGUUUGGAGCUGAGGAGAGUGGAAAGCGAAGAUGGUACCUGGGAGAUUCAAUUUUUCGAUUGCAAGUUCGCCGAAGUGAUCACCAUGGACGAUGUUUUAUCGUCAGCGCAAGCAGGGAACGUGAUCUCCAAAGGGAAGAACUGGGUUUCAUACGAAGGGAAGUGCAUGGCAAGUGGCAUGCAAUUCGAGGUGAAAGAAAUCAGAGACUUUAAUUCAGUUCCGUCGAGCUUCUGGGAAGACGUAGUGGAAUUGGGUAAGGUGCGGCAUCCAAACAUUUUGAAAUUGAUGGGAGUGUGUCAUUCGGGUAAAGGAGCAUUUUUGUUGUGCGAGCAUGCACAGGGAAACAGUUUAAGUGAAGUCGUGAGGCAUUUGGAUUGGGAAAGACGACGGAAAAUUGCCGUUGGGAUCGCAAAAGCACUCAAGUUUCUGCACGCUCGUUGCCCGGUUAUCUUGGUUGGUGACAUGUCACCGGAAAGCGUUUUAGUGGACGGCAAUGACAUUCCUCGUUUGAAGUUGAACCCUCCGGCAUUGCUGAAGGGUUUCAUUUCCUCCGCUUACGUUGCCCCAGAAGCAAGGGAAGGGAAGGAAGUGACAGAGAAGAGCGACAUGUAUGGAUUCGGUGCCAUGUUGAUGGAAAUGGUGACGGGAAGAAGUGCCGGGGAGGGAGGAGAGGGGAUGGUGGAAUGGGCCCGGUUCUGCUAUUCGGAAUGUCAAUGCGAAACGUGGGUCGGCCCGAGAAUGAAGGGAGGGAUGCAAAACGACGUCGUGGAGAUCAUGAACCUUGCUCAGCACUGCACCGCCAUGGAUCCGAUAGCGAGGCCAUGCGCAAGCGACGUCGUCAGAGCCCUAUCAGCUGUUUCCUGCACAGGCGCUGUUCUCUCUGCUUUUGCACUAGUCUGAACCAUCCUUCUCCGUCUAUUUUUGAUUUAACCUCAUUUAAGGUGUUUCUUUCCUCUAGUCUGUCUUGUUUGAUUUGGGAUAUGUGUAUAUAUAUGCUUGACAUAUAUAUACACUGCUGCCGAGUGUGUGUGUAUUCACUAAAUGUAAAUGAAUGAAUGUCGUUAUUUAAGUUGGUUUCUUUGGAAUGAAAAAGAACUCUCACACAUGUAUUUUAAUAUAA